GGGCCGAUGGCGCCGGGCGGGGCCCCAGGGACCGCGACAGCCCGCGCACUCGUUAGGAGUUGCAGCUGCCGCCGCCCGCGUCUUCCAGGUCUCACCGCUUCCUCACCAGAGACCCGGGCUUGGCCGCCAUGUCCGCCGCGGACGAGGUUGACGGGCUGGGCGUGGCCCGGCCGCACUAUGGCUCUGUCCUAGAUAAUGAGAGACUCACUGCAGAGGAGAUGGAUGAAAGGAGACGUCAGAAUGUGGCUUAUGAGUACCUUUGUCACUUGGAAGAAGCAAAGAGGUGGAUGGAAGCGUGCCUAGGGGAGGAUCUGCCACCCACUACAGAACUAGAGGAGGGGCUUAGGAAUGGAGUUUAUCUGGCCAAACUAGGAAACUUCUUCUCUCCCAAAGUGGUGUCCCUGAAAAAAAUCUAUGAUCGAGAACAGACCAGAUACAAGGCAACUGGCCUCCACUUCAGACACACAGAUAAUGUGAUUCAGUGGUUGAAUGCCAUGGAUGAGAUUGGAUUGCCUAAGAUUUUUUACCCAGAAACCACAGAUAUUUAUGAUCGAAAGAACAUGCCAAGAUGUAUCUACUGUAUCCAUGCACUCAGUUUGUACCUGUUCAAACUGGGCCUGGCUCCUCAGAUUCAAGACCUGUAUGGAAAGGUUGACUUCACAGAGGAAGAAAUCAACAACAUGAAGAUCGAACUAGAGAAGUAUGGGAUCCAGAUGCCUGCCUUCAGCAAGAUCGGGGGCAUCCUGGCCAAUGAGCUCUCAGUGGAUGAAGCUGCCUUACAUGCUGCUGUUAUUGCUAUUAAUGAAGCUAUUGAUCAUAGAGUUCCAGCCGACACCUUUACAGCUUUGAAAAAUCCCAAUGCCAUGCUUGUAAAUCUUGAAGAGCCCCUGGCUUCCACCUACCAGGAUGUACUUUACCAAGCCAAGCAGGACAAAAUGGCAAAUGCUAAAAACAGGACAGAAAAUUCUGACAGAGAAAGGGAUGUUUAUGAGGAGCUGCUCACACAAGCUGAGAUUCAAGGCAAUAUAAACAAAGUCAAUACAUUUUCUGCAUUAGCCAACAUCAGCCUAGCUUUGGAGCAGGCCUCUGCUCUGGCCCUGUUCAAGGCUCUGCAGUCACCAGCUCUUGGACUGCGAGGAUUGCAGCAACAGAACAGCGACUGGUAUUUGAAGCAGCUCCAAAGUGACAAGCAGCAAAAGAUACAGAGUGGCCAGACUGACCCCCUACAGAAGGAGGAGGUACAGGCUGGAGUGGAUGCUGCCAACAUUGCUGCCCAGCAGUACCAGAGAAGAUUGGCAGCAGUGGCAGCAAUUAAUGCUGCCAUCCAGAAGGGUGUCGCUGAGAAGACCGUUUUGGAGCUAAUGAAUCCUGAAGCCCAGCUGCCUCAGGUGUAUCCCUUUGCUGCUGAUCUUUAUCAGAAGGAGCUGGCUACUCUGCAGCAGCAGAGUCCUGAACAUAGCCUUACUCACCCUGAGCUCUCUGUUGCUGUGGAGAUGUUGUCAUCUGUGGCCCUCAUCAAUAGGGCAUUGGAAUCAGGAGACAUGAAUACAGUGUGGAAACAGCUGAGCAGCUCAGUUACAGGCCUUACCAAUAUUGAAGAAGAAAACUGUCAGAGAUAUCUCGAUGAGUUGAUGAAGCUGAAAACUCAGGCACAUGCAGAGAAUAGUGAAUUUAUUACCUGGAAUGACAUCCAGGCUUGUGUGGACCAUGUGAACCUGGUGGUACAAGAGGAACAUGAGCGGAUUUUGGCCAUUGGUUUAAUUAAUGAAGCCCUGGAUGAAGGGGAUGCCCAGAAGACUCUGCAGGCCUUGCAGAUUCCUGCUGCUAAACUUGAGGGGGUCCUUGCAGAGGUGGCCCAGCAUUACCAAGACACACUGAUUAGAGCAAAGAGAGAAAAGGCCCAGGAAACCCAGGAUGAGUCAGCUGUGUUAUGGUUGGAUGAAAUUCAAGGUGGAAUCUGGCAGUCUAACAAAGACACCCAAGAAGCACAGAAGUUUGCCUUGGGAAUCUUUGCCAUCAAUGAAGCCGUUGAAAGUGGUGAUGUUGGCAGAACCCUGAGUGCCCUUCGUUCUCCGGAUGUCGGCUUAUAUGGAGUCAUCCCUGAAUGUGGGGAAACAUACCAGAGUGACCUUGCUGAUGCCAAGAAGAAAAGACUGGCAGCAGGAGACAAUAACAGCAAGUGGGUAAAGCACUGGGUGAAAGGCGGAUAUUAUUAUUACCACAAUCUGGAGACCCAAGAAGGAGGAUGGGAGGAGCCUCCAGACUUUGUGCAGAAUUCUAUGCAGCUUUCUCGGGAAGAGAUCCAGAGUUCCAUCUCUGGGGUGACUGCUGCAUAUAACAGAGAACAGCUUUGGCUGGCCAAUGAAGGCUUGAUCACCAAGCUGCAAGCCUGUUGCCGAGGUUACUUAGUUCGACAGGAAUUCCGAUCCAGGAUGAACUUCCUAAAGAAACAGAUCCCUGCAAUCACCUGUAUUCAGUCACAGUGGAGAGGCUACAAACAGAAGAAGGCAUAUCAAGAUCGAUUAGCUUACCUGCACUCCCAUAAAGACGAAGUUGUGAAGAUUCAGUCCCUGGCAAGGAUGCAUCAAGCUAGAAAGCGCUAUAGAGAUCGCUUACAAUAUUUCAGAGACCAUAUAAAUGACAUUAUCAAAAUCCAAGCUUUCAUUCGGGCAAACAAAGCUCGUGAUGACUACAAGACACUCAUCAAUGCUGAGGAUCCUCCUAUGAUUGUGGUCCGAAAGUUUGUCCAUCUCCUGGAUCAAAGUGACCAAGACUUUCAGGAGGAACUUGAUCUUAUGAAGUUGAGGGAGGAAGUUAUCACCCUCAUUCGUUCCAAUCAACAGCUGGAGAAUGACCUCAAUCUCAUGGAUAUCAAAAUUGGACUGCUGGUGAAGAACAAGAUCACACUGCAGGAUGUGGUUUCCCACAGUAAAAAACUUACCAAAAAAAAUAAGGAGCAGUUGUCUGAUAUGAUGAUGAUAAAUAAGCAGAAGGGAGGUCUCAAGGCUUUGAGCAAGGAGAAGAGAGAGAAACUGGAAGCCUAUCAGCACCUGUUCUAUUUAUUGCAAACCAAUCCCACCUAUCUGGCCAAGCUGAUUUUUCAGAUGCCCCAGAACAAAUCCACCAAGUUUAUGGACUCUGUAAUCUUCACACUCUACAACUAUGCAUCCAACCAGCGGGAGGAGUACCUGCUGCUGCGGCUCUUCAAAACGGCGCUCCAGGAGGAGAUCAAGUCAAAAGUGGAUCAGAUUCAAGAGAUUGUGACAGGAAAUCCUACUGUUAUUAAGAUGGUUGUAAGUUUCAACCGUGGUGCCCGAGGCCAGAAUGCCCUUCGACAGAUUUUGGCCCCUGUUGUGAAGGAGAUCAUGGAUGACAAAUCUCUCAACAUCAAAACUGACCCUGUGGAUAUUUACAAAUCUUGGGUUAAUCAGAUGGAGUCUCAGACAGGAGAGGCAAGCAAACUGCCUUAUGAUGUGACCCCUGAGCAGGCUCUGACUCAUGAAGAAGUGAAGACAAGGCUAGAUAACUCCAUCAGGAACAUGAGGGCUGUGACGGACAAGUUCCUCUCUGCCAUCAUUAGCUCUGUGGACAAAAUCCCUUACGGGAUGCGCUUCAUUGCCAAAGUGCUAAAGGAUUCCCUGCAUGAGAAGUUUCCCGAUGCUGGUGAGGAUGAACUGCUGAAGAUUAUUGGUAACUUGCUUUACUAUCGAUACAUGAACCCUGCCAUCGUUGCACCUGAUGCCUUCGACAUCAUUGACCUGUCAGCAGGGGGCCAGCUUACCACAGACCAGCGCCGAAAUCUGGGCUCCAUUGCAAAGAUGCUUCAGCAUGCGGCUUCCAAUAAGAUGUUCCUGGGCGAUAAUGCCCACUUAAGCAUCAUUAAUGAGUAUCUUUCCCAGUCCUACCAGAAAUUCAGACGAUUUUUCCAAACUGCUUGUGAUGUCCCCGAGCUUCAGGAUAAAUUUAAUGUGGAUGAGUAUUCUGAUCUAGUCACCCUCACCAAACCAGUUAUCUACAUCUCCAUUGGUGAAAUCAUCAACACCCACACUCUCCUGUUAGAUCAUCAGGAUGCCAUUGCUCCAGAGCAUAAUGACCCGAUUCAUGAGCUGCUGGAUGACCUCGGUGAGGUGCCCACCAUCGAGUCCCUCAUAGGGGAAAGUUGUGGCAGCUUAAACGACCCCAGUAAAGAGGCGCUGGCUAAGACAGAAGUAUCUCUCACAUUGACCAACAAGUUUGAUGUGCCUGGAGAUGAGAAUGCAGAGAUGGAUGCUCGAACCAUCUUGCUGAACACGAAACGUUUAAUUGUGGAUGUCAUCCGGUUCCAGCCAGGAGAGACCUUGACUGAAAUCCUAGAAACACCAGCCACCAGUGAACAGGAAGCUGAACAUCAGAGGGCCAUGCAGAGACGUGCUAUCCGGGAUGCCAAAACCCCUGACAAGAUGAAAAAGUCAAAAUCAAUAAAGGAAGAUAAUAAUCUCAGCCUCCAGGAGAAGAAGGAGAAGAUCCAGGCAGGCUUGAAGAAGCUAACGGAACUUGGGACCGUGGACCCAAAGAACAGAUACCAGGAGCUCAUCAACGACAUUGCCAGGGAUAUCCGAAAUCAGCGGAGAUACCGACAGAGGAGGAAAGCAGAACUGGUGAAACUGCAGCAGACCUAUGCAGCUCUGAACUCUAAGGCUACCUUUUAUGGAGAGCAGGUGGAUUACUAUAAAAGCUAUAUCAAAACCUGCUUGGAUAACUUAGCCAGCAAGGGCAAAGUCUCAAAAAAACCUAGGGAAAUGAAAGGAAAGAAAAGCAAAAAGAUUUCUCUGAAAUACACAGCAGCAAGACUACAUGAGAAAGGCGUUCUUCUGGAAAUUGAGGACCUACAAGCCAAUCAGUUUAAAAACGUUAUCUUUGAAAUCGGUCCAACAGAAGAAGUUGGAGACUUUGAAGUGAAAGCCAAGUUCAUGGGAGUUCAGAUGGAGACUUUCAUGUUGCAUUACCAGGACCUGCUGCAGCUGCAGUAUGAGGGAGUCGCAGUUAUGAAGUUAUUUGACAGAGCAAAAGUAAACGUCAACCUCCUGAUCUUCCUCCUCAACAAAAAGUUCUACGGGAAGUAAUCAGUCAUUUGCUGCCAGCCUAGCAGAAGGUGGGAAAGUGACACCUCACAGCAGCCUUUCUGGGGUUCUUCUUAAUCCUUGGAAGCAAAGAUAUCCAGCCCAGCAGUGCCUUGAUCGCGUACAUUCCUGAUGCCUCAUUUUGAAGUGCCCUCUUCUGACAGGACAUUCAGUGCCCUCUUUUCAUAGUGAAAUUAUAUUUCAGGCUUAGUCUGACCCCACUUCCCUCAUUUUCUUUCAUCACUUAGGAAAGAGUGGAAGCUCCACCAAAUCCCUUUCUGUUACAGCCUUUGACCAUGGUGUUACUCUUUUGUAAACUUUGGUGUUUGUUUUCUUAGAAUAAGGAUGGUGGGAUUGAAAUCCUUGUUUAGGCAUGAAAGUGUGAGCAGUAAUAACACACAUGCACGUAAGAUUUGCAGUUAAGACAGUCCAUCAAAGAUGAAGACGGUCUGGGAUCAUCUUCUGUUCUCUCUUCGUUUAUAGGCAGAACUAAUAAAAGUUACUGUUCUGUCGUCAAACGAAGCAACUUUAGGAAAAAGGAGCUACUGCUUUUAGCCUUCACCAUUAAACCUGGGCAGUGCUGUUUGUGUAGCACCCUCCCCAGCAAGUGAGCAUCCCACUGGUCAUACUCACCUCCUGAGGGAGAUGGAGAGUAAGCUAAGCUGCCCACCUGCUCACACCAGUGCAUUGAACUCCAUUCAAGGACAGUGGACCACUCCAUCCCCUCAGCAGAGAGCUGGUUCACCCUAGUAUAGAAUGAAACUAUUUUCAAAACUGUUUCUGUCUUCCAAGAGUGCCUUAUUAAAAUAUAGAUUUAUUUCUUAAAAUGUGAGCAGUAGGAAUUUUAAAGAUUUAUAUAAUGCUUUAAACACUCUGAAAAGGUAUUGUUUUUUAAUUGAGUUAUCUGUAUAUCUGAAUUCUUGAAACUUUCCUAUAGCUAAAGCUCUACGAUUUUUCUGUAGAGAUGGUCCUGUCUUACCUUAUGAGCUGCAGCCAAGCUGUGUUGAUACUUGGUUAAAAUCAGCUUUCCCAUUUACAUCUCUUGCUGCCCACAUUCCUGCCUUUAUUCUACCCACCCCAGACUUAAGCUUAGUCAAAGACAAUUUAGUUCCAAACAUUGAAUUUAGAAACCUUUGUCCUUCAGUAAAAAUUUAUAAACCUUUUUUAAAAAUCAGUUUAUCCAGAAAGAUAGGUAGAUCAUGCUACCAAGCCUCUGAUUUAUUUUAUAUUUUGGUUCAGUAUUCUUCUUUCAUAAAAAUUAAGAAUUAAGUGAACAUUGCAGUUUACUGGUAUAUAUUUAAGGCCAGUAAACUAUUUUAAUAAGUAACAAAUUAUGUAGCACAUCCCUUUUAGAAAUGUAAAUUAUGGAGAAGUAUUUUUCACAGUGUCCACAUGGUCAGGCUAUGGUGAGGCCCUCAGGGAGCAGGUGCAGGGAGACAGAUGCCAAAGGAAGGACUCGCCAGGACAUUGACCUUGUUUUUCAAUGUAUUUUGGAAAUGUUCUCCUCAGAUUAAAGGAAGAUGCUCAGCCUGGCAUGGUAGUGCACACCUACAAUCCCAGCACUUAGGAGCCUGAGGCAGCAGGAUUAUUAAGUCAGGGCCAGCCAGGGCUACAUAUCUAUACCCUGUCUCAAAGGAAAAAAUUAAAAAGAAAAAGGAAAAAAAAAGAUAUUGUUAAAAUGAUCAUCACCUAAAAAAUGGGGCCUAACAAGUGUAUCAGGUGUUUUCUUAGAAAAAGGAUGCCCAUCUCAAACACCUGUCCCAAAGGCCACCUCCAAGACAAUAGUUUAUAAGGGUUGCCAGUGCCUUAAAUAACGUGUUUCAGUUAUCUGUAAGGAUGGCUGUUCUCUGAACACAACUUCUUAGAUAGAAUUGUACCAACUGCAGUUCUUCAGGAAUUUUGAUGGCAGCUGUAGAAUCCUGUUUUAAACAGCACAGAGGUUGCCUGCAAGUCUCAAGUCGGUGCACUGAAAUCAUGCAGUGCUCAUGUUAUUUAUUAGUUGUUGCCUCCUGUUUUGGCUUCCUCCUUUGACCUUCUCUUUGCCCAGCCAUCAUGACAUUUACCAUGCAUUUACUUCCUCCCAAGAAUUUGGACUGCCCAUCAGAUUGUUGCUUCGUACAAUUGCCUUUGUAUCUCCAUAUGAAAUAAAAGGUCACUUGUU
Messenger RNA from Nannospalax galili (Upper Galilee mountains blind mole rat), 7260 nucleotides. It is a transcript of the gene Iqgap1, whose product is annotated as IQ motif containing GTPase activating protein 1. Gene Ontology annotation, molecular function: actin filament binding; calmodulin binding; GTPase activator activity. NCBI's taxonomy places the organism in Eukaryota, Metazoa, Chordata, Mammalia, Rodentia, Spalacidae. Gene Ontology annotation, biological process: regulation of actin cytoskeleton organization; regulation of GTPase activity. The transcript has 38 exons. Gene Ontology annotation, cellular component: nucleus; cytoplasm. The record is from RefSeq and is a predicted model, not a curated record. Bases 129 to 5102 code for a protein of 1657 amino acids.